AUAACGACGAUGCGUUUCACAUCUGUUGGGAAUUUAGGGAUUUCCGUUUACUGAUCUCAGUCUUGAACUUCACUAUCGCAGUGAUUAUGGGGUUUCUCUUCUCAUCGUAACGCGCGCAGUUGCAGCUCCGAGAAAGGGUUUUCUUGCACCGCUAAUGAAAUUGCCGGGUUUUUCAGUUCUUGAGUAGAUUGUUUGUUCUCCUAGAAAGUAGUGGAUAUUAAAGAAGACCGAACUGUUUUGGAGGGAAAAUGCAGAGUAAAGAAGCAGUCGUGGAGGAUGGGGAAAUAACGUCAUCUGUGACUGUUCCAGACACUGAAUUUGACGAGUGGAACAAUUUUGGGGACGAUGACAUAAUGCAGCAACAGUAUUCAAUUCAGGCCGACGAAGCUAAGAAAGUUCCAUUUGUGGGUGACAAGGAACCGCUGAGUAGCUUAGCUGCUGAAUAUAAAUCUGGCAGUCCUAUCUUGCUGGAGAAAAUAAAGGUGCUUGAUGAGCAAUAUGCUGCCAUUCGUCGCACUCGGGGAGAUGGAAACUGCUUCUUUCGAAGCUUUAUGUUUUCUUAUCUUGAGCAUAUUAUGGAAUGUCAAGACCAAGCAGAAGUCGAUCGUAUCCAACCAAAUGUUGAAAAAAGUAGAAAAGCAUUGCAAACCUUGGGUUAUGCAGACUUGACUUUUGAAGAUUUUUUUGCGUUAUUCCUUGAGCAGCUGGAAUGUGUUAUUCAAGGGAAAGAGACGUCCAUAAGUCAUGAAGAGCUCGUUAUCAGAAGCCGAGAUCAGUCAAUAUCCGAUUAUGUCGUCAUGUUCUUCAGGUUUGUUACCUCUGCUGAAAUACAAAUGCGUACUGAAUUUUUUGAACCGUUCAUACUGGGCUUAACCAAUACAACAGUCGAGCAGUUUUGCAAACUAUCUGUUGAACCAAUGGGUGAAGAGAGCGACCAUGUGCACAUCACUGCCCUUUCAGAUGCAUUGGGCGUUCCAAUCCGUGUUGUGUACCUUGACCGCAGCUCAUGUGAUACUGGUGGUGUCAGUGUAAAUCAUCAUGAUUUCAUGCCAGUGGCUGGUGAUCUCCCAAAUGCUAGUUGUAGCUCCGUAAAGAAUAUUCCUUUCAUCACACUGCUAUAUCGCCCUGGUCACUACGAUAUCCUCUAUCCAAAGUGAUAAUCACAUUUUGGGUAAAAGACCCUUUGUUACUUUUUUGCGGAAAGAGCUCUCCGUUCUAUUCGGUUGCCAAAGGACACGUGUGGUCUGUACCUCGUUAAUGUUGAAUGGUAAAUUUUCUUGAAUGUUAUCUGUUUAGAAGAGAUUGAUCAACGAAGUACUUCAACAUUAACGCACUGAGAAUUAAAACUCA
Molecule: messenger RNA, 1350 nt
Organism: Vigna umbellata (rice bean)
Lineage: Eukaryota; Viridiplantae; Streptophyta; Magnoliopsida; Fabales; Fabaceae
Product: ubiquitin thioesterase otubain-like protein
Biological process (GO): protein K48-linked deubiquitination
Cellular component (GO): nucleus
Molecular function (GO): ubiquitin binding; cysteine-type deubiquitinase activity
Source: RefSeq, a predicted model, not a curated record